UUUAAGGCCCAGCCCGAGCGCGCCGGGACAAGUCCAGGUCACACUGCCUUCCAGCCAUGGGGGACACCUUCAUCCGGCACAUCGCCCUCCUGGGCUUCGAGAAGCGCUUUGUCCCCAGCCAGCACUAUGUGUACAUGUUCCUGGUGAAGUGGCAGGACCUGUCCGAGAAGGUGGUCUACCGGCGCUUCACGGAGAUCUACGAGUUCCACAAAACCCUAAAAGAAAUGUUCCCCAUCGAGGCGGGGGAUAUCAGCCCAGAGAACAGGAUCAUCCCCCACCUCCCAGCCCCCAGGUGGUUUGACGGGCAGCGGGCCACCGAGAGCCGCCAGGGCACGCUCACCGAGUACUGCGCCACGCUCAUGGGGCUGCCCGUCAAGAUCUCCCGCUGCCCCCACCUCCUGGAGUUCUUCAAGGUGCGCCCCGACGACCUCAAGCUCCCCACAGACGGCCAGACGAAGAAGCCAGAGACGUACCUGAUGCCCAAAGACAAAGACGGCAAGAAUAGUGUGGCGGACAUCACGGGCCCGAUCAUCCUGCAAACGUACCGCGCCGUCGCUGACUACGAGAAGAGCUCGAGCUCCGAGAUGGCCCUGGCCGUGGGCGACGUGGUGGACGUCGUGGAGAAGGGCGAGAGCGGCUGGUGGUUCUGCCAGAUGAAGGCAAAGCGUGGCUGGGUCCCGGCGUCCUUCUUGGAGCCCCUGGACAGUCCCGACGAGGCGGAGGAUCCGGAGCCCAACUAUGCAGGCGAGCCCUACGUCACCAUCAAAGCCUACGCUGCCGUAGAGGAGGACGAGGUGUCCCUGCUCGAGGGUGAAACCAUCGAUGUCAUUCAUAAGCUCCUGGACGGCUGGUGGGUCGUCAGGAAAGGAGACGUCACGGGUUACUUCCCGUCCAUGUAUCUGCAGAAGUCAGGGCAGGACCAGGCCCAGGCCCGACGCCAGAUCACGAAACGAGGGGCGCCGCCCCGCAGGUCGACCAUCCGCAACGCGCAAAGCAUCCACCAGCGGUCGCGGAAGCGCCUCAGCCAGGACGCCUACCGCCGCAACAGCGUGCGCUUCCUGCAGCAGCGGCGCCAGGCGCGGGGCCCGCAGGGCGCGGGGAGCCCGCUGCAGGAGGAGCCGCAGCCCCAGCGCGCGAAGCCGCAGCCGGCUGUGCCCCCGCGGCCCAGCGCCGACCUCAUCCUGACCCGCUGCAGCGAGAGCACCAAGAGGAAGCUGGCGCCCGCCGUCUGAGGCCCCGCCGCGCCGGGCAGCCCCGCCACCUCCCGCCCCUGUCCCUGUGUGUACGCGUGCUACCGUGUUUCCCCGAAAAUAAGACUGGGUCUUAUAUUUAUUUUUCCUCAAGAAGACGCCCUAGGGCUUAUU
Molecule: messenger RNA, 1364 nt
Organism: Microcebus murinus (gray mouse lemur)
Lineage: Eukaryota; Metazoa; Chordata; Mammalia; Primates; Cheirogaleidae
Gene: NCF1
Product: neutrophil cytosolic factor 1
Biological process (GO): respiratory burst; superoxide anion generation
Cellular component (GO): cytoplasm; NADPH oxidase complex
Molecular function (GO): protein binding; phosphatidylinositol binding; superoxide-generating NADPH oxidase activator activity
Source: RefSeq, a predicted model, not a curated record